Molecule: messenger RNA, 1861 nt
Organism: Episyrphus balteatus (marmalade hoverfly)
Lineage: Eukaryota; Metazoa; Arthropoda; Insecta; Diptera; Syrphidae
Product: outer mitochondrial transmembrane helix translocase-like
Exons: 3
Coding region: 190-1329 (379 amino acids)
Cellular component (GO): mitochondrial outer membrane
Molecular function (GO): ATP hydrolysis activity; ATP binding
Source: RefSeq, a predicted model, not a curated record
AAAAAUUCUUGCAAGGUAGCGCACAGCAGAAACCCAGUUUUUUCCUUUGCGGAAGUAUAAAAAAAACGUGAAUUUCUUUCCAAAUAUAAAAAUUGUGAUUUAAAAAUUAUAUCAUUUUAUGUUAAAUUUCUAAUAUUUAUAUUCAUAAGCAGUUAAAAAGCCAAGAUUCAUCAAUUUAAAUAAUCAAAAAUGAACAAUUUAAGUUUUGGUAAUUCUCAAUUGAGUCGCAACGAAGUCCUGCAAUUGAUCCUUCGUGUGUCGCUUGCAUCCGUUGUUACCUUUUAUUCGGUCAAGUGGAUGAUGAAUCAAUUAGAUCCAACAAGCAAGAAUAAGAAAAAGGCAAAAAUACGUGCCGAAGAACAAUUAAAAAGACUGGGCGAAGGAGAUGGCUUCAAAAUAAACACUCAAAUACUGAGUGACUAUGAACUUAUGAUUGCAUCACAUUUGGUUGUGCCCGAUGACAUUCCAGUUAGCUGGAAAGACAUUGCUGGCUUGGAUAGUGUUAUCCAAGAAUUGAGAGAGUCUGUUGUGUUGCCUGUGAGGCAUAGAGAUUUGUUUAAUCAAUCGAAAUUAUGGGAAGCACCAAAGGGAGUAUUGUUGCAUGGACCACCUGGAUGUGGUAAAACCUUGAUUGCCAAAGCUACCGCAAAGGAAGCUGGCAUGAGAUUCAUUAAUCUGGAUGUUGCUAUACUCACCGACAAAUGGUACGGUGAAUCUCAAAAACUUGCCUCGGCAGUUUUCUCACUUGCUAUCAAACUGCAACCUUGCAUCAUUUUCAUUGACGAAAUCGAUUCAUUUCUACGUAGCCGUAGUUCAAACGAUCAUGAAGCCACCGCCAUGAUGAAAACUCAAUUUAUGAUGCUCUGGGAUGGUCUCAGCACUCGAGCUGGCUCAACUGUUAUCGUCAUGGGUGCAACAAAUCGUCCACAAGAUCUCGAUAAGGCUAUAAUUCGCCGCAUGCCUGCUCAAUUCCACAUUGGCCUGCCAACAGAUACUCAACGUCUGCAAAUUUUAAAACUAAUCCUCAGUUCAGAAAAUAUCAGCAACACUGUGGACUUUAAUCGUUUAGCUAAGCUCACAAAUGGAUUCUCAGGAUCAGAUUUGCGAGAGAUGUGCCGAAAUGCAUCGGUCUACAGAAUGCGCCAAUUUAUGCGCACAAAUGAGAGUGCUCUCAACUCGAUCACCACAGCUCAAGAACUACAAGCUUCAACACCUAACGAAUUGAUAUCAAUAUCAAUGGAAGAUUUAAUGAAGUCAUAUGACAAAUUGAAAGAGUCCAAAAUGCAUACCGGUAGUUUGUUUGUUGAUAGUCGUAUAGAACUUGAUUAGUUGUGUAGCCUAUUUUUUCAUCGAUAUCAAAGAUCGCCUUAAAAGAAAAAGAAAAAGUAUAUCACGAUAAUUUAUUUAUAUAUACGUACAUAUAUAUAUAUAUUUUGUGAAAGAAAAGAGUAUGUAUAUUUAUAUCACCACCAAUCUGUACAAUUCUUUCGUUAAUCAUAAGACAUACAUAACAUAGAGAACAAACUUAAUAUUUUAAUCAGCACAAAGAUGCUUUCGUUGUACUGUUGUUAUCGGCAGAUUAGGACUAAAGCGCAGGACGUACGAGUAUUUGGCAUGCACCAGGGGAGGACUUUUUUUUUUUGAGUGUGUUACUUUUAAGUAAUUUUUGUUUUAAUAUUUAAAAAAAAUCACAAACGAACAACAAUAAUUAAGUUUAAAAAUUUUCAUUCUGAUGAAAGGAAAAAACCAUAAGUUUUUUUUUUUUAGGUAAUCCUUAUACAGCUUAAAGUAUAGAGUAUAAACUAUUCAAUAAAAAAAUGUAUGUAUAUUAUUUACAUUCAAAUGCAGCUUUAAUUCGAAA